ACCAACAGUGAAAUUUUCGAUGGGAAAGUAAAGUAUAAAAAUAAAAUUCAGAUAUGAUAGAGGUUCAUUGUUUUAUUCCGAAUGCACAUGCGUUUCGAAGUAUAAAGCUAUAGGUAUUAUACUGUUUCGCUAUAAAAAUGGGCACAGUACCGAUAGAGGCAGUUCGAAUGCAAAUAAUUACAUUAAUUCCAGUUUACAUGAACGUAUUCAUGAUGGGUUGUGCUGAUGGAUGGCUUCCAAACGCGAUGUAUUUCUUCCCAACUUCUGCAGACAAUGCGCACGAGACGUCUUCUUCAUCGUCAUCAGCCCUGAUUCCAGUCUUCAGCGAUCUGGGGAAAAUCGUAUUCGCGAUACCUGCAGGAAUUCUCGUUGAUAAAUAUGGAAGAAAAAAGAUAACAUUAUGCGUUACAUUUUCAACAUUUUUCACAUGGUUGGGGCUUUCACUGAAUACAUCUUUAAUCGCUAUUUAUAUAGGAAGAUUCAUCUUGGGAUUAGCAGAAACGAUGACAUCAGCAACAUCGCUCAUCUGGAUCGGCGAGGUGGCAUCACCCGAAGUUCGUGGAACGUUGACUAGUUUAGGUUUGAUUUUCAUCAAUACCGGAUUGAUUCUGCCUUCCAUCAUGAGCGUAAUAUUUGGAUCGUACAAAUCACUCACGUGGAGUAUAACAUUUUUCUCAUUCAUGAGCCUCGCGUCAAUCAUUUGGCUGGUAGAAACUCCAAAUUACUUGGUCAGCGUAUCAAAACUGAAACAAGCCAUAGCUAUUUUACAACAGAUCAGAAAAGGCCAUAAAGAGAACGAGAUCACCGAAGAAUUCGAAAAACUUAAAAGAUACAUCGAAGAUGAAAAAAAUCGACGUAAUCAGCUCACGUGGCUAAAAUUUCUCAAAUCGAAGGCGAUCAUGAAACCUUUAUUGACCGGUAUUUUAUUAAACGUGUUCACCGUAUUAACAGGUAGUGUUUUGAUAAGGGUUUACAUCACUGCCAUACUCCCAUCCAACGAAUUAGUGUCGAAGAAAUACUACCCUUUGAUUAUUCAAAUUUGCUUACUUUUUAUCGCCUUCAAUACGACGUUUUAUAUCGAUAAAUUCCCUCGGAGAACUAUUUUCCUAUACGGGGCUGCAGCUAUGUCGAUAAUUAAUACAAUUUGUGCGCUGGCAAGUUACAUCGUAGCUGGACAUCAAAAUAACAGCAACGUUUUCAAAUGGAUUUUCAUAUUCGGGAAUAUGGCAUCUGUAUUAUGCUACGCAGCUGUAAUACAGCCCAUAAAUAGCGCGCUCAAAGCCGAACUGUAUCCUCAGGCGAUGAAAGGAUUUUGCGGAUCACUUGCCAUCAUCAGUCAGGCGUUAUCUUUUAUAAUGGCAUUCCAGCUGUAUAAUUUUGUGAAAGAUUUUUUCCAACUUUCCGUCAUGUAUGUGAUAUUUUCACUGAAUUCGUUGGUUUUAUACGCGAUAGUGUACUUUCUGUCACCGGAAGGUAGAGGAACGUCGCUGGCGGAUCUGCAAAUGAAAUUCAAAGAAGAAGACGCACCAUGUGAUGGUAUCAGUGUAGAGAGAAAAUAACGCGACGAAUUAUUACCUUAAAGAUGUAAGUACGAAGGUACCUACCUAACCUAGUAAUGAGUCUCGGAGAUUACAAAAAUUAUUAUUAUGCAGUACCUAAAUACACAUUUAUUACGAUUGA
Planococcus citri (citrus mealybug) is the source of this 1680-nucleotide messenger RNA. RefSeq names its product facilitated trehalose transporter Tret1-like. The transcript is spliced from 3 exons. Bases 138 to 1559 code for a protein of 473 amino acids. Gene Ontology annotation, cellular component: membrane. Gene Ontology annotation, molecular function: transmembrane transporter activity. Gene Ontology annotation, biological process: transmembrane transport. NCBI's taxonomy places the organism in Eukaryota, Metazoa, Arthropoda, Insecta, Hemiptera, Pseudococcidae. The record is from RefSeq and is a predicted model, not a curated record.